ACGAGGCCAACGAGAACGAGACUUCUGGAUCGCUCAACAYUCAGCUGUCCUGGAAACAAGGCCGGCAGCUCCUCAGACAGUACCUGCAGGAGGUGGGCUACACAGACACCAUCUUAGAUGUGAAGUCCCAACGAGUCCGAGCUCUGCUAGGGCUCGCCGGGGACGGGGGAGGGAAGACGGGCGAGCGGAUGAGCGCCGAGCCACUGGUCAACGGGACGGACUCGACAACAAAGGGCACCAAGGGGAAAGCCGACCUCUCGGACACGAGCGCCGUCCUGGAGGCCUUCAAACUAAUCGAGCACGCGGCGGCUGAGCUCAGCGACGAAGACGAGGAGGAGGACAGCGAGGGGAGAGACAGGACCAACGUGGAAUCCAGGACUAUCAUGAGAAAGAACCCCCCGUCMUCGUCUCUGCCAGCCAGCAUGGACACCAGCGAGGACCCCGACACGGAGGAGGCGUUGAAGAGCUUCGACUUCCUGCCGCUCGACAACAUGGACACCUCGGAGUCCAGAGGGACCGGAGACGGCACGGACUGGGAAAAAGACGACCAGGGUCCCAUUUCUGAGGCCUGGGACGUGGACCCGGGCCUGAUAACCAAGCUCAAGGAGCAGUACAAAAAGGAGCGCAAGGGGAAAAAGGGGGUGAAGAGGCCCAACCGGUCCAAGCUGCAAGAUAUGCUGGCUAACCUGAGGGAUGGAGAGGACUUGUCCCACAUGCAGCCCCCGUCCGCCCCUCAGCCCCGGCCCAACGUGGCCCGCUUCAAUGAACACGAUGGAAACCGACCGGACGAAGUUGAGGCYCUCACUUUCCCUCCCACCUCAGGAAAGUCCUUCAUCAUCGGCACAGACGAGGCCAUGGAGAACGUUUUGGGUCUMGGGGAUCUGGCAGGGCUCACUGUCGCCAACGAGGCCGACAGUUUGGCGUAUGACAUCGGCAACAACAAGGACGCCAUGAGGAAGACGUGGAACCCCAAGUUCACCCUGCGGAGUCACUUCGACGGGAUCCGCGCUCUGACCUUUCAUCCCGUGGAACCCGUCCUCAUCACCGCGUCUGAGGACCACACCCUCAAAAUGUGGAACCUGCAAAAGACCGCUCCCGCCAAAAAGAGUACGUCUUUAGACGUGGAGCCAAUCUACACGUUCAGAGCUCACAGGGGAGCUGUGCUGAGUGUGGUGAUGAGCAGCACGGGGGAGCAGUGUUUCAGCGGGGGAGUUGACGGAACCAUCCAGUGUUGGAACACUCCCAACCCCAACAUCGAUCCCUACGACUCAUACGACCCAUCGGUGCUGCGUGGAGAGCUGAGCGGACACACGGACUCGGUUUGGGGUUUGGUGUACAGCGGCGCACAUCAGCGCCUCCUCUCCUGCUCCGCGGACGGCACCGUGAGGCUGUGGGACGCCAACACCACCUCCCCCGCCCUCGCCGUUUUCAACGAAAACAAACAGCUGGGCGUUCCCUCCUCUGUAGACCUAGUCUGCAGUGAACCCGCUCACCUGGUCACGUCCUUCACAAACGGCCAGAUCGGUCUCUUCAACAUGGAGACCCGCCAGCUGGUCCUAAGUCUGGAAUCUGGUUUGGAGCCAGACGCUCCCUGUCAGAUCAACAAAGUCCUCAGCCACCCCACGCUCCCGAUCACCAUCACGGCGCAGGAGGAUAGACACAUCAAGUUCUUCGACAACAACAGUGGGAAGCUGAUUCACUCCAUGGUGGCCCACCUGGACGCUGUCACCAGCUUAGCRGUGGACCCGAACGGACUUUAUCUCAUGUCAGGCAGUCACGACUGCUCCAUCCGCCUGUGGAACCUGGAGAGUAAAACCUGCAUCCAGGAGUUCACGGCUCACAGGAAGAAGUUCGAGGAAUCCAUCCACGACGUGGCGUUUCACCCGUCUAAGUGCUACAUCGCCAGCGCCGGGGCCGACGCGCUCGCUAAGGUGUUUGUAUGACGUGGAGCUACCUGUUCGCCGCCCUUCCCUGACCCCGCCCCCCACCCCCCCUCACAGCCUCGCUUUGUCUCCCGAGAUCAGGGACCAAUAGAGACUCAGCAGGGGGCAGAACGGUCAGGCAGGGGAGGGGGUCCAGUCCCACUUCACACAGCCCACCGGUCUCCUGUCAGACCUGCAGACUAUGUAGCCGCUAGCCUUCAGCAGGCUGUUCUCCUUUGAGAGGAAUGGCAGGGGGCGAGGGGGGGUCCGGUCAGGAGGAGAACUGGUCUCUGGUCCCCCACCCACCAUCCAGGCAGGCCUGGGUGAGACCCUGCAGACUAAAACUUACCCUCCACAGAAAGGAGGCUCAGGACAAGUGGCCCCGCUCUUCCUCCCCCUGCUUAUCCACAGUUCCCUCAGGCCCUUCAGCCUCUUAGAGAAACCAAGUCCAGACCCCCCCCCCCUUUUUUUUCCCCCUCUAAACCAGGUUUUGAGUUCCAGAACCACAGGAGUGGGUCUGCUUCCCAGACUGACUCUGCUUGCUGACCUGCCUUUAUUCCUCCUUCUCUUUUUUUAAACUCUCUAUUGACAAAAUGUGCCUUUGCUUUAAAAAGGUCUUUAAAAUGUUCUUUUAACAAGCUUGUUUUGGGGGGAGGGAAGUGGAGAAUCAGAGCGUUUGGGGAGGGGGGGGGUCGCAAUGUUGUUCGUUUUAACAUUGGAUGUAAAAUUACAAAUGCUUAUAAUAAACAAAAUAUAUAUUCAGUCUUAAAAUUUACUGUGCGGCGCGAGUUUGGGUGAUUUUUUUUUUUUUUUCCUUUUGAGUGCGGUUGGGGGGAAAUCAGUUCUGUGUGUUUGAGAGCAAAGCUGGUCCGAUGACAUUAAAUGUAUUACUUGUUUUGUUAGAUUCAAGUGUACACUUCAGAUUACAAACAUGUCCAAAGUAAACCAUCUUGGUUUUAUAAUUAAUAAAUCAGACUUGAUGUCAAUUUUAGGAGUAACUAACAGAUUUUGUCCAGUUUGCUCUUGUUUGAACUGAAUGCGGUGUACUGUCUGUAGUUUUUUUGUUUUUGUUUUUGUUUUGUUUUUUUCCCCCGGCAGCCGUGUGGAUGCGCUCCACCACGAUGUGAUGUAUCAUGAUUUUUACAGUAGUCCCGUGGUGUUUAGCAGGAAAUUAGUGCAGUACUUUUAGGACUAUUUGCAAAAUGAGCUAAACCUUCCAGCACUCGAUGGGAGACAAACGUCCUGCGGUUCCAGUUUACUGUAAAUUGAGGAAUUUAAAAAAAAGAAGAAAAAAAAAAAGAAGUUGUACAUGGAGAGUAUAGCUUUACAUGAGCCAUUUUCUCAGUCACUGGUUUGUAUAUGAAAGUAUGUUCAAAAUAAAACCUGCUGUAAAAUGUUUA
Messenger RNA from Austrofundulus limnaeus, 3322 nucleotides. RefSeq names its product striatin. Gene Ontology annotation, cellular component: dendrite. Gene Ontology annotation, molecular function: protein phosphatase 2A binding; protein-containing complex binding; calmodulin binding. Lineage: Eukaryota; Metazoa; Chordata; Actinopteri; Cyprinodontiformes; Rivulidae. The record is from RefSeq and is a predicted model, not a curated record.